Selaginella moellendorffii is the source of this 3463-nucleotide messenger RNA. Its product is annotated as receptor protein kinase TMK1. NCBI's taxonomy places the organism in Eukaryota, Viridiplantae, Streptophyta, Lycopodiopsida, Selaginellales, Selaginellaceae. The transcript has 2 exons. The coding region runs from base 305 to 3106 and encodes 933 amino acids. Gene Ontology annotation, biological process: protein phosphorylation. Gene Ontology annotation, molecular function: protein kinase activity; ATP binding; protein binding. The record is from RefSeq and is a predicted model, not a curated record.
UUGACGCUGGGAUUACGUAUGCGGAAUGUCAUGGUUUUGUGGAGCAUUCAUUCGUUCGCACCGCAUUGGCAUUGGGAAACGAAGAAAAGAAGGCCGCUCUCUUUCUUGAAGCUACCUAUAGGGUUAGAAUGGGCGGUGGGAUUGAUCCAUGGCGGCGGUGCGCGGGAGCUGGAGGUCAGUGUAGGUGAUUUUCUUCCUUCAAUCCUUGCUGCUGGAUCUAGGCGCAAGAGUUUCGUCGCGAAGAAGCAAGCGAGGUUUCAGUGCUGCUAAGAUUCUAGGAGCUCGUCCUCGUCGAUCGUCUUCGAUGGAGAGAUUUAGAGCUGGGGCCAUGGCGGCAGCGAGAAAUCCAUGGAAGAAGCUGCUCUUGCUGGUACUGCUGCUGGUAUCGCUGCAUUGGAGGUGCUCUGCGACGACGAAUCCCGGCGACCUGGCGGUCUUACAGAGUUUUCUCCAGGGAAUCGACCAGAAAUCAGUGCUUACAAACUGGAAGAACAGCGAUCCUUGCGGGGACCGAUGGAUUCACAUCAAAUGCACUGGCGCGGCCGUCACAGCCUUGGAGAUGAACAACCUCCAGCUCGGUGGAACCGUCACUCCCGACAUCAACAAGCUCAGUUCUCUGGAUUCGCUCCAGCUCCAGCAGAAUGGUUUCACGGGAUCGCUCCCAUCUCUCAGCGGAUUAACGUCCCUCUCGCGAGCUUACUUUGGUGGCAAUUCCUUCGACACAAUCCCGGGCGAUUUCUUCACUGGGCUGACAAACGUGAUGGAGAUUUUCCUCGAGGACAACCACGUCAAUUCUACACAGGGGUGGUCGCUUCCAGCGGACAUCCAACACUGUUCCAAUCUACAGACGCUGUCCAUCACCAACACGACCUUGGGUGGAACAAUCCCAGGUUUUCUCGGUACGAUGAGCAGUCUCAAGAACCUCUACCUGGCCUACAACACUCUCCGGGGUGGCAUUCCGGCAACUUUUGCGGGCUCCAACUUGAUAAAGUUCCAGGCGAACAACCAGCAGGGAAACGAGCCACUUACGGGAUCUAUCGAUCCCGUUGCGAGCAUGCAAUCGCUGACGACGCUCUGGCUUCAUGUCAACCAGUUCUCUGGAGUGAUUCCUCCCGGUCUGGGCAACUUAUCGUCACUGCAAGAUCUCAAGCUCAACGACAAUGAGUUCGUGGGAGUUGUUCCUCAGUCGCUGACGCAGCUGCCGGCUCUCAAGAAUUUCACCAUCAAGGGGAACAUGCUCGUCGGGCCCAUGCCGGAGCUUGGCUUUUCUUACGAUGGCUCCACCAAUGGAUUCUGCCAAGCCACUCCAGGUUUGCCGUGCGAUCCCCGCGUCACAGCUUUACUAGACUUUGCUGGCGCCGCCGACGCGUUUACGUCUCCGUGUAUGACGACAUGGAAAGGCAACGAUCCCUGUAGCUGGACCGGUAUAAACUGUGUCAGGGGGACCGUGACAACGAUACAACUUCCGAAUUGCCAGCUUAACGGCAGCAUCUCCACAGCGCUGGCAAACUUGACGGGUCUCACGGCACUGGAUCUCCGGAACAACCAUAUCUCGGGCUUGCUACCUGCAGCAAUCGUUCAGAUUCCGACGCUGAGAAACCUCAACCUCUUCAGGAACCGCUUGUCUGGGCCGCUGCCACCUUUCCCGAGUGGCUUGCAAGUCAAUGUGGAUGAAAAUCCGCUGACCCCCGUGUCGCCUGCCUCAGGGAGCGGAGCCAGCCCGUCGGGUUCGUCCGGUACUCAGGCUCCAGGUUCUCCGAACGCUCCUUCUGGAGCGGAGCAAAGUACCCGAAGGAAAGUGUCACCGGCGGCGGUUGCUGUGCCAGUUGUAGGCGCUGUGGCGGCAGUGGCUGCUGCUGUCAGCGUCUUCGUGAUGUGUAGAAGAAAGAGGCCUCGGUUCAUGCGGGUACAGAGCUCCAGCGCGAUCGUGGUGCAUCCAAGGGACUCGAGCUUCGAGAGAGAAACAGUGAAGUUGCCAACGAGUGUUGCUAAGGAAGGACACAGCGGGCCGAGUGAGGUGCGGGUAGAGACUGGCAACCUGGUUAUCUCCAUCCAUGUUCUACGCAAGGCAACAAACGGUUUCAGUGAGAACAGCAUUCUAGGCAGAGGUGGCUUUGGCGUCGUCUACAAGGGGGAACUUGACGAUGGAACAAAGAUUGCGGUGAAGCGGAUGGAGUCAGCGGUGGUGAAUAACAAGGGACUUAGUGAAUUCCAGGCAGAAAUCCAGGUCCUCACCAAAGUCAGGCAUCGCCAUCUCGUGGCACUGCUCGGCUAUUGCAUAGAUGGCAACGAGAAGCUCUUAGUGUACGAGUACAUGCCACAGGGAACACUGAGCCAGCACCUCUUCGAGUUUGCAAAGCAUGGCUAUCAUCACCUUACGUGGAAGCACCGGUUAUCGAUUGCGUUGGACGUGGCCAGAGGGAUCGAGUACCUUCACGGGUUGGCGCACAAGAGUUUCAUCCACAGGGACUUGAAGCCGUCAAAUAUUCUACUCGACGACACUUUGCACGCCAAAGUCGCGGAUUUUGGACUGGUGAAGCUUGCACCAGAGGGAAAGGUCUCUGUGGAGACGAGGCUGGCGGGCACAUUUGGCUACCUUGCGCCAGAGUAUGCAGUGACGGGGCGGGUGACUACGAAGGUGGACGUUUACAGCUUUGGAGUAAUUCUGAUGGAGCUUAUCACCGGUCGACAAGCUUUGGACACAAGCCGCUCGGAGGAGACGAUGCACUUGCCAACUUGGUUCAAGCGCAUGAGAGUAAACCGGGAAACCUUCAGGAGCUCUCUGGAUCCCGUCCUGGAGGUGACGGACGAAGAGUUUGAGAGCAUCUGUAGCGUUGCGGAGCUCGCGGGCUAUUGCACAAUGCGAGAGCCGUAUCAGAGGCCCGACAUGAGCCAUGCCGUCAACGUGUUAGCUCCAAUGGUGGAGAGGUGGAAGCCGUCAAUGGAUUUCGAUGCCGAAGAGGGUGGUAUAGACCUGGGAUUGAGCCUGUCGGAGGCGUUGAGGAGAUGGCAAGAAUCAGAGACAGGAAUGGACGAGACGCGGACGAGCCUUCCAACUCGGCCUCCUGGCUUUGCGGAUUCAUUCUCUUCCACGGACGUGCGGUAGAAAGUCUGGUUCGCAACGACAUCUAUCAGCUAGAAAGAAGAUAUUGGAUUCAACGAAAAAAAUGGCAACAAAAACUGGGAAGAGAUGGGAAAAGGAAGAAAGAAAGAAUUGAUCAACGCGGACAUGGCCGGGCGGAGCUCAACUAUUUGGUGACAAGCUUGUGCUGCUGCUGCUGGUGUUGGCGGACAGGAUCUCGUUGACAGCGGCUGACGAGUCGAACAUGUCGGGAAUCCAGUCAAAGGCUCCAUGAUUUGCGACUUUUUUAUCGUUAGAAUCGUCAACAUUGGAAAGAUGCCAGUGAAUUCCGCUGCAAGAGCUUGGAGACGAUGGCCCUCCUGUCAGCUGGCUUGGGCUUGA